Molecule: messenger RNA, 1805 nt
Organism: Amblyraja radiata (thorny skate)
Lineage: Eukaryota; Metazoa; Chordata; Chondrichthyes; Rajiformes; Rajidae
Gene: naaladl1
Product: N-acetylated alpha-linked acidic dipeptidase like 1
Exons: 17
Coding region: 1-1770 (589 amino acids)
Molecular function (GO): carboxypeptidase activity
Source: RefSeq, a predicted model, not a curated record
AUGAGGGCUCUCCAGGGCAAGCUGGUCUACGCUAACCAGGGCACCGUGGAGGACUUCCGACAGCUGGCGGAGGUGUAUGGUCUUGAUCUGAACGGCACUGUGGUCAUUGUCAAAUAUGGAGGCACUGGACGGGCGGACAAGGGUAUUAAUGCAGCCCGGUAUGGAGCAGUGGGGCUCGUCGUCUACACCGAUCCAGGGGACAUGAACGACGGCAAGGUGAGCGACAAGAACGAGACCUACCCUCACUCCUGGUACCUGCCGCCCUCCGGCGUCGAGAGAGGCUCCUACAAGCAGAACUUUGGAGACCAGCUCACUCCCUACUACCCCGCCAAAGAUUAUGCGUUCAGGCAGAAUGAAUCGGACAUAACUGGACUGUCGCCAAUCCCCGCACAGCCCAUUGGGUUUGAAGAUGCCAGGCAACUCAUCUGCUCCCUGGGUGGUCCUGAAGCCCCCAACACAUGGCAAGGUGGUCUGGGCUGUACCUACAGACUGGGACCUGGCUUCGACAGCCUGACCUCCUUCACUAACAGCAGUGAGGUCCGAGUCAGCGUGUUCAAUGAGAGGGUGGUGAGACCAUCAGAUAACGUCAUCGGUAUUAUCCGGGGAUCGCUGGAACCAGAUCGCUACGUGAUCUACGGGAAUCACCGUGACAGCUGGGUUCACGGGGCCAUUGACCCCAGCAGUGGCACCGCCGUCAUGCUGGAGAUCACCAGGGUGUUGGGCAAGAUGGUAAAGGAAGGAAAAUGGCGGCCGCGGCGUUCCAUCGUCUUCGGCAGCUGGGGUGCCGAGGAGUUUGGGCUGAUCGGCUCCACGGAAUGGACUGAGGAGUUCUACAAGACGUUGAGUGAGCGAGCGGUGGCGUACGUCAACGUGGACAUCGCAGUCUUCGCCAAUGCCACCUUUCGAGCCUCUGGUUCCCCGGCAGUCCAGGACGUUGUGUUCAGCGCGGCGAAACAGGUACCAGCUCCGGGUCACCAGGAUCGGACUGUCUACAGUAACUGGUUGAAGCAUUCGAGCCGAGAAAGUCCUCUCCACGGAACCAUCCCCUUCAUGGGCGCCCUGGGAUCGGGCAGUGACUACGCAUCUUUCUUCCACUAUCUCGGGAUCAGCGCCAUGGACAUUGCUUACACCUACAACAAGUCAAAGACGAGUGCUCGCAUCUACCCAGCGUACCACACCGCCUACGACACCUUCGACUACGCCUCUCGAUUCAUCGACCCAGGAUUCACCAGCCACCAGGCGGUGGCACGGACAGCCGGGAACGUGGUGAUCCGUCUCGCCGAUGCCUCCCUCCUGCCCUUCAAGGCCCGGGACUACUCCGAAGCCCUGGUCGAACUCUACCAGCAGGCCCAACAACACCUCGAGCCCACGCUGGCGCAACAGGGCAUCUACCUGGAACACCUACAGCGCGCCGUUAAUCGAUUCAGCGGCGCCGCAGAACGGUUCGACCUGCGAAUGUCCGAAAAUCGCGAACUUCUGAAGUGCCCCCUGCAGCAGCGGAUGAUGAAUGACCAGCUGAUGUCCCUGGAGCGAUCGUUCCUUGACCCCCUCGCCUUCCCCAGCAAGCUGUACUACCGCCACGUUGUCUACGCCUCGCGGAGUUCCCCGGUGCGGACAUUCCCGGGAUUAGCGGAUGCGGUGGAGGAGGCGGUGGUGGGGAGCGGGGACCCCUCACUGUGGGGGUCCGUGAGGAGACAGCUGGCCCUCCUCACCUACGCGCUGGAGAGCGCCGCCUCUGUGCUGGAGCCCCCCCUUGAUGGGGGUCUGUGAACCGAGACAUCUCCACCUCCAUCAGCCACCCCCUC